AAAGGAGAUAGAAAAUCCCGAAUGUUUCCAACAAACUCUUGUCCAAAUAAAACUUCUGCACAUAUUAUACGAACGUAUAUUUCAACCAGAAAACUUUUUAGCAUACUUCAUCUCCUUGUUAAUUUCUCCCUUGUCUCUUUCCAACUCUGCAACUUUCCCCAGGCACUUUUAGGAGAUGUGAGAAACGUUUUCUUGAGGACCAUUUACCCCAUCUCCUGUUAACUGGCAGACGAGGGAGAUCAACACCUAGCAAAGAAUUAGGAGAGGGAAAUGGGGGGCCGUUGAUAGCGAUUUCCAAAUAGGCUUUCUACUCAAACUUUCUAAACCGUGUCUGUCCGGGAAAGUCCUCCUCCCUGCGAGUCUCGGGCUGGGUUUGGGCUGGUUCGGUGGCUGAGGGCAUCUCGGGUACUGCCUUUCCUCCUCCGACUCCUUCCUAUUCUGAAACACUACACAUCAAGAGCCUGUCGGAGAAAUAUCUGAAUGGGGACUCCUCUCUCGACAUCUGGGUAACUACAUCUGACUCCAGCGGAGGGAGUGCGGAAAUGGCCACCGGUGAGAGUCGGACCUCUCUCCCGGCUCCGCCACUGCAGCAUUCUUCCGACCACCCGCUCCUGUCACCAGUCCCUGGCGCCGCCUCUCUGAAUCCGCCCCUUGACACGCAGCCAAUAGCAACACCCGGUCGCUGUACACCACCCCGAACCCUUUCCACACCCCCAUGUCUCGGGAGCUGGUUGGCUGUGCAGCGCUCCGCGAAGCGCCCGUAUUUGCAUAGUGCUCGGAGCUUCUGGUAGGUAGAGCAGCCUGUCACUCUGGAAGACCAGGCCCGCCCACCCCACCUCGGUCCUGGGCUCUCUUCCUGCGCAGUUCUGCUCCGCAGCCUCUGCAGGGAAGUGCCGGGGCUACUCUCCAGGCUCAGUUCUUAGGACAGCGAGGCGGCAGCCCCGGAGUGUAGCGGUGCGCGCAGUCCAGAGUGGCCAGGGCGCGGGAGUGCAACGUUGUCCGAGCGGGUCGUCGCACUACAGGAGCAACUCCUCGGCCAAUAGUUACCGCCGUCCGGACUUUCCAUUCCAGUUGCGGCUCUUCCCGGGCAACAUGUCAAGAGCCGCAGACUCUACAGCUGCCGCCGCCACCUGGGGAGAAGCAGCAGCAGCAGCAGCGGUGUCUGCGGGCACUCGAGGGCAAUAAACCGAGCCACACGGGAGUCAAGCAGACCGGGGUACCCUUUCUGCGCUCACUGCUCCCGCGGUCCCCGGCCAUGUGCUGAGCAUGUCCCUGGCCGCGCCCGCGGGCAGCGUAUGGGGCAGCGCCUGAGCGGCGGCCGAUCUUGCCUCGAUGUCCCCGGCCGGCUCCUGCCGGAGCCGCCCCCGCCCCCGCCGCCGGUGAGGAGAAGGCUCGCACUGCUCUUCGCCAUGCUCUGCGUCUGGCUCUACAUGUUUCUGUACUCGUGCGCCGGCUCGUGCGCCUCCGCGCCGGGGCUGCUGCUGCUGGGCUCGGGGUUCCGAGCCGCACACGCCCCGCCAGCCCAGGCCACUGCUGGGGAUGGGACGCCUCCCCGGCAGUCGUUCCGGGCGCCUCCAGCCACCCUGCUGGCUGCGGGCAAGGAGAUGGCCGAGGGCGCAGAGAGCCAGGAGGAGCAGAAUCCCGAGGCGCCAGAUUCCCCCAGCCCUAUCUCCAGCUUUUUUAGUGGGUCUGGGACUAAGCAGCUGCCGCAGGCCAUCAUCAUCGGCGUGAAGAAGGGAGGCACACGGGCGCUGCUCGAGUUCCUGCGCGUGCACCCCGACGUGCGCGCCGUGGGCGCCGAGCCCCACUUCUUCGACCGCAGCUACGACAAGGGCCUCGCCUGGUACCGGGACCUGAUGCCGAGGACCCUGGAGGGCCAGAUCACCAUGGAGAAGACGCCCAGUUACUUCGUGACGCGGGAGGCGCCCGCGCGCAUCUCGGCCAUGUCCAAGGCCACCAAGCUCAUCGUGGUGGUGCGGGACCCGGUGACCAGGGCCAUCUCGGACUACACGCAGACGCUGUCCAAGCGGCCCGACAUCCCCACCUUCGAGAGCCUGACGUUCAAGAACAGGAGCGCGGGCCUGGUGGACACGUCGUGGAGCGCCAUCCAGAUCGGCAUCUACGCCAAGCACCUGGAGCUCUGGCUGCGCCACUUCCCGCUCGGCCAGAUGCUCUUCGUGAGCGGCGAGCGGCUCAUCAGCGACCCGGCGGGCGAGCUGGGCCGCGUGCAGGACUUCCUGGGCCUCAAGAGGAUCAUCACGGACAAGCACUUCUACUUCAACAAGACCAAGGGCUUCCCCUGCCUGAAGAAGGCCGAGGGCAGCGGCAAGCCGCACUGCCUGGGCAAGACCAAGGGCCGGACCCACCCGCACAUCGACCGCGAGGUGGUGCGGCGGCUGCGCGACUUCUACCGGCCCUUCAACCGCAAGUUCUACCAGAUGACCGGGCUCGACUUCGGCUGGGAGUGAACAGACCUGGGCUGUGUAAUUUCCCAUGUGGCUUAUAUAUUGAGAGAGAUUAUAUGUAUGUAAAAUGUACAGAAAUCUAUUUUAUAAUAAUUUAUUUUUAAUUCAUAAGCAAUUAAUUCACUAAGCUGCCUGGCCACACUCUUUAGGGAGUUAGAGUCAUAAUCUAUUAACAUUCCAAAGUGUUGUUGAACUCUUAAUAUUUUGUUCUGUUUUUCACAAUUGAUGGUGCUUCUGUCCCCCCCCCCCCUCGCCUAUUAUAUUUAAAAAGAAGAAAAGCACAACUUGAGAUUGUGGUUGUUACGGGUAUUCAGCCUUCAGUGGCCACCUGAGUUCUCCGCUGGCUGCCUCCUUGCCUCUUGGGUCUCAGAUUCCAGCGACCUGUCUUCCUGCCCCGUGCACCUCAGGGCAGCACUGAGCUGCCCGCUGCUGUGUUCUGAAGGCCAGACCUCACCAAGCAGCUUCCUCAGAGGAUAGGAGGGUUUCAUCCACACCUCCACUCAGCAUGUAGGAGAAUCACUCACUUCCUUUUCGGUUGCAGUGCCAGGGUGCAUUUACUUUAGCUUUUGAUUUUGAAAGAUGGCCCAGCAUCUUCUUCUGCCCCAUUCCCCACUUCAUUAACCAACUUAAAGUGUAUGCAAAUGUCAGCGUCCUCUUUUCCAGGUCAUGCGUGUGACUCUUGGGUGCUGCUUUAGAAAUAAAAGUGAUUUCUUCUAAUUUGCAUGAGAGGGCCCACACUUUGUUCUCCAGGCAGACAGUUCUGCUUUGACACACCAAAGAAUCCAGUGGGCUGGAACCAAGGACGCUGGGUGAUACGACUUAAGGAAUCAGAUGUGUCCCUUACCCUCAGCGUCUUCCAAGGUGCUGCUAGGUAGAGGGUCAGCCAAUGCUAGGCCAUGGGCCCUGAGCCUCCACAGGAGAAAAGACAAAAGACCCAAGAAUGACAGGCAGCCUGACAUGGGAAGGGAAUCCCUGCUCCUCCCACUUGAUGUCUCCUUGGAGCUCCUAGCUUAUCUCACAAUGACGUUGCAGAGUGACAGCAUGGUCUGUAGUCAAUGGCCAAAUGACAAGAACCAAGACUGGGGCUUGUAAAGACAGGUUGAGGAAGCUGGCCCCCUGCUACCUGUAAACACUUGAACCUGACACUUGUAUAGCUGUCCCUUGUUUUAGCUAGGUCUUGACCAAAGGGUUGCCAGCAUUGUCACUGCUGUUCAGAAUGCUCUUCACUUGACGUUUCUGGUCAGAGAGAGCUACUGGGCAUGAUGACUUAGACAGUUGGGUAACCAUAUAGAUUUAUGGGGACAGCUGGCUAAACAUACAGCAAUAUCACAUAUGAUAUAUUCAGAUUAUCCUCAGCUUUACAAAACAGAAUGCUUCUACCAGAAAAGAAUUGUUAUUUGAGUUAUUCCUUCAUCAAGGAAUAUGUGGGAAGAGAUACAUAUUAACAAAAUGGUUAAGAUGUCAUAUUUACAAAGAGUACUUUUGUGUUUUGUAUGAGAUAACUUUCCUGAUAGUAUAAGAAAACUUGUCUGGAAAGAGGAAAAGAUAAUUCAUCUUUAGAAACUGAUCAAAGAUACUACUGGUCUUUAAGUAGUAUCUCAAUAAUCUAGUUUAUAUUUGCCCACAAGUUUUAACCCAGAUCUGGCUACUGUGCAAAGGUAUGAUUGUGUAGGUUCCUUUUUGGAGGAAGAUGGUUAGGGGCUGUAUGCAUUCCUCAAAUGCUAAAUCCAUUGCAUAGCUUUCUGAUUGUGUCUAGACAAUGAUGUGGAGCCUGCACUUAGGAGAACACCUUAAACCUAGUUGGCGUGGUUCUCUUGGAUGUGAAAAACACCGGCCAAGGGUGCUGACUGGUUGUGCGUUGUUUUGUUUAUUUGAAAUUAAACUGAGAUCUCCUCUUUUCAGUUACAGCAUACUAUAUGGCUUGGAAUAGAAGGUGAUAUCCAAGCCUUUCAUGGAGAAUUACCCUGUCAGCUCUCUGGCCAUCCCUGUGGUCUGAUGUGGCUCAGGAUGCAGGAGGAGGGUUCAGAGAAGGGGCUGCAACAAAGCCAGAGAAAGUACGCAUGAGCCUUCCCAGGCAGGUCCCUGCCCUCUUCCCAAGCUGGACACUUUUAGAUUGUUUAUUCCCUGCCUUAAAAUAAAUCUGAAACAGGAAAUUUUCAGAUAGAAGGAGGGUCAUUUAGUCAUCAACAAUGAAGUAGGUCAAAAUCCUAUUCUGGGUCAAAUUCUUGAAUUCAAACACAUUUCCACAAUUAGCGUUGAUGGAGCAUAGCAAGUUUUUCUAUAUAAGACAAAUAAAUCAAAACAUCUUCCUGGGGGUCUGAUAGCUUAUAGCCCCCAACUGAUCCAGGUUACACCCCAGCCUGUGGGAGUUACUACAGAACCAGUGUGUCUUCCUUCUGGAGAGGGCGGGCCACAGGGAAAAUGAAGCCUUGAAUUUCUUCCUGUUCUAGCAAUCUCCAAGGCCACCACACUUAGCUUUUUAGCUGCUAGAAGACAAACACCCUUUCAUGUUCCGGCACUUUGUCCCAGCAUGUUUUGGGUUUCUUCUAAUUUGAGGGAAAAGCUUUGGUAUUUGUUGCAGUACUUUAUUUCUCUGUUGUUUUUUUUUUUCUUUUCUCAUUUGAAAACAAACAAAAAAGGUUAACAAAAAUGAGUUUUUUUUUUUUUUUUUUUUUUUUGCAGUUUUUGGCCAGGGCUGGGUUUGAACCCACCCGUAUAUGGUCAAAGCCUUACUCCUUUGACCUACAGGCGCCGCCUGAGAGAUUUUUAUUGUUCCUAUCUUUCCUGUGCUUUUUUUGCAGUGUUUGUGCAGUAGUCUGUUAACUUAUAAGUGGUAUCUGGUAUCAUGACUUCAUAAUAGGAUGAUGGAGGAGGAGAAAUUGGGAUUCUCUUUUGAGCGACAGAUACAUUAGAGACCUUUGGAGGAGCACCAUUUCAAAUGCUGUCAGGGUAUUUUUAUAAGAAAGGAAAAAGGACUGUUCCGAUAAACUACAAACGGUACGUAUCUAAGAUGCUGACACAGAAGUUAAUGUCAUUAUUCUAUUUGGUUUAUCAGAAAGGACAGUCAAUAAAACUUAAAGGUGUGGUUAGACUUUUUUUCACUUUUAUAACAUUAAUUUAUGACUGAGUUUUGUUCAGCCCCGUACUCUAAAAUACUGUGCAAAUUCUAGCAGUAUGUCUUCUAUAACCUGGAUGUUAGAAUAGCCAAUAUGUACAAAACAUUUUAAAUCAAGUAUUUUGUCCUAUGUAUAACACAAAUUAAUUUUACACAGAGAAAGAUGUUUCUAGGAAAAUGAAAUUCUGGUAAUUCAUACUAUUUCUUUGUAUGAACAAAUAAAAUAUAUUUU
This is a messenger RNA of Nycticebus coucang (slow loris), 5812 nucleotides long. RefSeq names its product heparan sulfate-glucosamine 3-sulfotransferase 3B1 (gene HS3ST3B1). The record is from RefSeq and is a predicted model, not a curated record. Bases 1296 to 2468 code for a protein of 390 amino acids. The transcript has 2 exons. Gene Ontology annotation, molecular function: [heparan sulfate]-glucosamine 3-sulfotransferase activity. Lineage: Eukaryota; Metazoa; Chordata; Mammalia; Primates; Lorisidae.